Pseudozyma flocculosa PF-1 is the source of this 645-nucleotide messenger RNA. RefSeq lists its product as uncharacterized. The record is from RefSeq and is a predicted model, not a curated record. NCBI's taxonomy places the organism in Eukaryota, Fungi, Basidiomycota, Ustilaginomycetes, Ustilaginales, Ustilaginaceae. The transcript is spliced from 2 exons. The coding region runs from base 1 to 645 and encodes 214 amino acids.
AUGGAGCUAGCCGCGCUCAUCGCCAAAAAGAAGGUCGAGGAUCCUGAGGCCGUUGCAAGGCUCGGCGAGGAGCUGGCACAGGCAAUCGCCUUCACCUCACGCGAGGCCAAGCAGCGGGGCAAGCUGGCCACGCUCAAGAGCUUCUGGGCCAAACAGGGCGUCGCUGUCGGACAGAGGUCGGUACAGCCGGACGGCGACGCCCACUCGGCCGUCGUCAUCAGCACCCCAACAUCCACCCAGGUGCUGCCUUACCACAGCGCCGCCCAGGUCCCCGUGCACCGUACCGGCUCGCAGCUGCAAGAGGACAUCCACGAUCUCGGAGACGUUCUGGAAAACCUCAACGACGCUGAACUGGCUCGCAAGCUCGAGCUGUACCGGUACACCCUUCGGCACCUCUAUCACAGGGACAUGGACAAGAUGAGCGCCCACGAAUUCAUGGAGUUCGUCAACGACUGGGAGGCCAGGGGCUUCUGGCACAGCCCCGAAGGAAGAGCCGUCAAGGAGCAAUGGGAAAGCCUCAGCCAGCCGGGCGGCGCGGCGGGCAGUCGUACUUGGGACGAAGACGCCGGUUACUGGGCGCACGGUGGUCCCGGAGCGAGCAGCGAGGGGCAGGGGCAAGAGGAGGGCCUCGUCCAGGUCAAAUAG